CGGACGCUCCUAGCUGCGCUGAAAGGCCUCCAUUUUGCGCAGCUCAGCCCAUUUCCGGGUUUGUGAGAAGGGAGCGAUAAACGGUGGCAGCGGGCGGUAUGGCUCUGCCUGCAGGUCAGUAGUGCGGGGAAAGUCUGCCGUGGCUACCAGAAGCGCUCCUGUCAGGCGUCCGGCACUUUGCGCUUCAGCACCCGGAGGCGUCCUGUUCGGCCAGCGACUGUAGACGUCCGGACCGGGUUGACACUGACAGCUUUCACGUAAACAGCUCAGUGCUAACACCCCGCCGCGGCUGGCUAGCAUUAGCCCGGCUAACCUGGCAAGUUCUAAGGUGGCGUUAAGCCACGGUACUGCGACUGGCCGUCACUCCUCCAUGACCUGCUGCUGCUGUUGUUUUUGUCAAACUGCUUCAACGACGGACUGCCGCCACAGCACUUCCCAUUCAUGGUGCUUGGGCAAGCCGCAGCUGUGCUAGAGCCCGGGAGUCGCUCAGAAGACGGUAACGUCAUUGACCUUUAACCCUGAGAGAGAGCUGCCAGUAGAGGGACAGGAUGCCGAUUCCUCCUCCUCCACCUCCGCCUGGACCCCCGCCCCCCCCAACCUUUAAUCAGGCCAAUACUACUCCUCCUAAACUGAACUCGUCUGAUGCCAAAGGCCGUGGAGCCCUGCUGUCAGACAUCUGCAAAGGGGCCAGGCUAAAGAAGGUUACUGAAGUCAAUGACCGAAGCGCUCCCAUUAUAGACAAGGGUAGCGGUGGUGGUGGAGGAGGUGGAGGAAGCAGCGGAGGGAGCGGCGGUGGAGGAGGCUUCGGAGGCGGAGGGCCAGUUGGCUUGGGGGGGCUUUUCCAGGGAGGUUUGCCAAAACUACGCCCAGUUGGAGAUGGUUUAGCUGUUGGUUCGGUUGGCAGAUCAGCCCUUCGGCCUCCAAAGUCCCGGGCGGCAGCUCCACGUCCCCCCAGCGGUCGCUCCCCCUCACCAAGCUCAGCCAACAAGCACUCUUCAUCAGACCACCAGCGAUCCCACCGCCCGUCACUGCCAGACAUCAGCCGCCCCCCCGGCAGCAGCAGUUCUUCCUCAGGCGGGAUGAAGCACAGCACCUCAGCACCGCCCCCCCCUCCACCCUUUAACAAAGGCGGACGCGGGAACGCUCCUCCCACCCCAAACCAAAAAGGUUCCUCCUCCUCCUCAUCAUCUUCAUCCUACAGCAGAGAAAAAGCCCUUCCUCCGACUCCCAGCAGAGGCCCCUCCUCAAACAGCAACGCAAAGUCCAAUCAGCCUUCGAGCAAACCGCCAAGCAGCAGCUCGGCGAUGCCGCCGCCUCCCCCGCCGUACAGACCGUACACGGGGAGCAGCAGCUCCAAUGGGCCCUCACAGGUAGACGCACCAGAGCUUCCUCAGAGAAAAAACUCAUUACGCAAAAAACACCCAUCAGGAAGCGGCGGCCAGGGACGCAACCAUGCCCCGCCACCGCCCCCUGCACCAGCUCCACCCUCUCAGUCGGUCAGCAGACCCCCCCCACCUGCCAGGGAACCACCUGGACGCAAAGCAGGCCACCAGUUUGCCCCUCCCAGUUCUCGUAACGGUGGAAGAGACGCUCCUCCCCCGCCUCCCCCUUACCGUGGCCAUAGUUCUGGGGUCUCAGAAGCCCUGGGCCGGUCCAAACCCGCUCUUCCCCCCUCAUCCUCCUCGUCUUCCUCAUCCUCCCGGACCCCAGCCGGACCACCUCCUCCGCCACCGCCCAUCCGGAACGGCCACGCCGUCGGUUCCUCCUCCAAGUCCGUCAUGGAUGAUUUUGAGUCGAAGUUCAACUUCCACCCCAUCGAAGAUCUUCCCCCUCCGGAGGACUACAGGCCCUUUAGCAAAGUUUAUCCCAGCAAAGCGGCUGGGAUGAGAGGAGCCCCUCCUGCGCCGCCAGUGGUCAGGUGAACCAGUCUCAACUCAGGACUUGAACUGUGUCAGCGGACAUAAUGAGCCAUCAGGGAGCAGCGGAGAUGCACGCAGAUCUUAAACACACUACACACAACAUAACGCUUAACCAGCCAGAAGCACAGUGGCCAACACAAAGGACAGGUUUGACACUGCUGCGGGAUCACUGCCUGUCUUUGCAUGAGAGAACAAACCCUCCUGACUGUGCUUCCCUCCACCUGUUCGCUGCUGAUGGGAUGCCAGGCUGAUGUUUAUCACUACAUAUCAGGACCAAACUCUGAAUAAUUCUAAAUCCCUGCAUUCCAUUUUUUUUAAAAAUAUGACUAUUAUAAUUUCUCAGUUGUUAACAGAUGUUUUGUUUGGGUUGUUUUUUUUUUGUUGUCAGCGUUAAUAUGUGUUGGGAAAAGAAAUCAUCUCUAUAAAUGGAAACGAUGUCAGAAUGAGUUGCAGUUAAAUGUUUCUGUAAACCUCUGUGCCACGGAUGUGGUGCACGGAGGUUGUUUUGAUUAGCUUUUGUAGUUUCUAGCAGUUCCAGAGGUGCCAAGUAAGGGGCUUUGCAGCCAGGUCUGUUUUUCUCUGCAUGCCAAAAGUUUUCUCAGUCGUGUUAUUUUGUUCCGAGUGGAGACGGUUUCUAUGCAUCCUCUGUACGCAGAGUGGAUUUUUACCUGAUUUCCUUCAAUGGUUGACAGCGAUAAACAGCCGGUCAUGUUGAGAGUAGUCCUCCAUGCUGCUUUUUACAUUUGAAGAAGGAACGCUUUCCUAGUUUUAUUUUCCACUUUUCCUUCUUUCUGAAUGUUCAUAUCUCCAUCUUCAGGCAACUUUUGCACUUCACCGUAACUGUUAAACCAACACUGUGCAUGAUGCUGAUGAUGCACUUUAGACACAAGGAUUUCUCAUCCAGCAACCUUGGUGGAACAGAAUAAGCUUCCGAUGUUCAGUAAUGUUACGACGACGGACUGAAGCCAGUUAAAAGGAUUUAUUGGGAUUUUCCACCAAAGCAGUUCCAAGGAUGAAAGGCAGGUGCUAGAGCCAAAUCCAGUUCAGAACCAGUUUGUUUUUCCUCAGCCAGCGAAUCGCCAUGGAGCUUAGCCAUUACACAACCAUAUGUGUUGCCAUCUAAGGUCUAAAGUAUGUGAGGCACUUUAUCUACACACAUUUUUCUUGUGUACAAUGUUUUAAGUACAGUGCUCUUUAAAAGGCCGGCCAUCAUGUCAGACCAGUGCUGCUGCUUUAAGGAGGGUUUCUGAACACCAUCUGGUGACGUGUAGCGGCCCGAUGGCGUUUAGAACCUGAGCUGCCAGCAGCAUUGAUAAGUUUGGUUGAAAACGAUGGUUGUAAAACAGCUCCACACAGUGUGUUGACCAGCGUUCACCGACAGCCCUGAGGUGGUCCUGGGAUCCGAGGCUGAUUGGCCUUCUAAAUGAGGAAAGGAAGCAAUGGUUCUAUUGUUCUGUUGUGGAUUAAAUGGGUCAAAAAGGAAACCAGUUUGAGUUUUAAACAUUGUUCUCCAUGAUCCUGCCCUGUUUCUACCUCCAAGAGGCUGCGCUUUUGGCCGUAGAAACAGAACUGGGACCCAGUGAGGUCCGGUUGAGGACUGAAACCGCUUUGGUGGAAACCUGCUUAGCUGCAGAUUUUUUUCAAAAGCUUUGGCAGAGUUUACAAUAGAGUUGUCAUUUCUAUCAGAAACUUCCAGAAGUGAAAUCUAAAAGCUGUUUGUUUUCUUCAUCCUGCUGGUGGCCCUUUAAAGGGAAGCCUGUGGCAUUCUGGGAUUUUUCUAUGCAAGGAGCAGUUUGAUUGUAAAUGGUAGCAGCUAACACAGGUUGAACACUAAGUGCCAGAAAACUGUUAAAAUCAGCUAGUUCUAUGUUUAACAUUUUUGAUCGGCUAGACUUGACUUUGAAACACUAAUCGCUCUCAGACUAAUAAAAUCAGAACAACAGAAGAUGGAAGUCGAGGUUAGUUGGUCAUUUUCCGUGAUGCAGCAUUUACUGCUGCUCUCUGCCUUACUCCAGGCUGACUUCACUCUGUUCGGUACUAGUGCUUUUUCUAUUAGUUUUGUCUUUUUCGGGUGAUGGCCAGAAACAAAAUAAAAAAAAGUCUAUUUGAAAAUGCAAUAAAUAUUGUAUAUUUACACUACAGAAUGGCAACGCUAUUUUCUGAUCUAUUUUUGUGAUGCAAGAAGUUUGUUAUAUAGGAAAGAGAAGUGAUGGAGAGUUCUAACAAUGUGUGAGUUGUUCUAGUCUGGCUACCUGUAGCGCCUUGCUGUACGCUCGCUCAUUGGAGUAAAUGAGUUGCUUUGGAUGCAUGUGAGAUUUUUACCACAUUUCCUAAAGAUCCAUCAGGUAAAUAAUUUGGAGAUGAGUGACGGCGACAGCACACAUUAUUGGACCUGCACUUUCUUUACUGGAUGUACACUCACCGUGACACACGAGUGAUCUGUCAUAUUUUUUCACUUUGUCCACUCUGAAGAGCAGGAGCCCUGCGGUGGACUUUUGUUGUUAAUCAUGUCUUUAUUUUUUAUCAUCUGAAAAAAGUUCAAUAAAAUACAUUCCUGUUAGGGGAUAAAGGGUAUCUGA
Fundulus heteroclitus (mummichog) is the source of this 4498-nucleotide messenger RNA. RefSeq names its product WAS/WASL interacting protein family, member 2a (gene wipf2a). Lineage: Eukaryota; Metazoa; Chordata; Actinopteri; Cyprinodontiformes; Fundulidae. The record is from RefSeq and is a predicted model, not a curated record. Gene Ontology annotation, molecular function: actin binding. The transcript has 8 exons. The coding region runs from base 549 to 1922 and encodes 457 amino acids.